AUGUCAGAGGCAGUCGAACCUUCGGAAUGGCAACCAGAUUGGCUUUCUGAUUUGGUGAACAGAUCAGCAAGAUCGGCCAUAUUAUUGACACCCUCUACAAGUGACCAGACAGAAGGAUACCUCCCAGCACCAUCUGAACAGCAAAAUGCUCCAACCAAUUCAGGGAACUCUGCCAAUGCGACUCAACCGCGUCUCGCAGACUCCGAGUCUACUCAUAUCUUUGACUAUCGCGAAGAAACUCGUCUCCCUGUGACUCCCAGUGGAGAAAGAAGUGUCCAGAGGACAUUGAAAGGGAUACAUUUAUUUAUGAUCACAGUCAAUGCAACGCUCGGAACAGGACUUUACUGGCGUGGCGGUCAAAUACUUGAACUAGGUGGCCCUUUGGCAGUGCUUGUAGCUUUCCUCGUUGUUGGAUUGCUAUCAUGGGCCGUCAUGCAAUGCAUUACUGAAAUGUUGUGCAUUUGGCCAAUACCUGGCGCACUAUCGGUAUAUGUGAGCCAGUUCGUUGACGAAGAGCUGGGUAUUACUGUCGGUAUCACUUACUGGUUCACAUACUCAAUGUCGUUCUCUACGUUAGUGGCAACUUCGGCCGCGGAAUUCAAUUUCUGGCGCGGUAUUAACGACAGUCGAACUAUCCAAGGCGUGGUCAUAUACUUCUUGAUCCCACUCCUAUUGGUUCUCCUUAAUACAAUGCGUAUUCAGAUAUAUGGAUGGCUAGAGGUUGCUACAGGAAGUUUGAAAAUAUUCUUUCUUAUUUUCAUUAUCAUUGCCCUCAUCGCGAUUAACAUCGGGGCGGGUUCGAAAGAGAGUCUCCACUAUGGCGCUGAGAAUUGGGGCUCACCUACCGACUUCGAUAGAGAUGCAGCCGAUAACUGGGUCAUUUCCCUGCUCAUGAGCAUAUCGAUUGCAACGUUUGCAUAUGUAGGAGUUGAAGUCGUUUCCUCAUCUGUGCUUGAAGCAAAGUCACCAAAUCAUUCCAAGGGCGGAGGUAACCCGUUCAAGUUUUCUGCUAUCUACAUUCCAGUAUUCGCGACAGUUGCAUAUUGCCUCAGUGGGCUGGCUUCCCCGGAUCUAAACAAAGAUGACAAAUCUCCAAGUCGUGCUGCCUUUGUUGUGAUUGCUUUUGCUUCCAACAUUCCCGGGCUGGAUGACACUUUCAACGCCUUUUUGGUAUUUACCUGUCUUUCCUGCGCAGCCACUAAUCUAUACGUCGCCUCACGAACAUUGUUUGGUUUAACCAGUCGGUUGGAAGGUGGUGAAGGCCGGCGGUGGUACUUACGUGUCCUUGCUUCGUUUGGGACAACGGACGGUCGUCAGGUACCUUUACGGGCUAUGAUAUUCUCUGCAGUUGCGUUCUGGUGGGUUCCUUUUCUGCAGCUCAUUCGCGGAACUAAAAGCGCUCGGUCCUCUGUCAAUACGUUUGUUGAAGUGCUAAGUGAAAUGGCAUCUGUAAGUGUUUUGCACGUUUGGGCUUGCGAAUGUCUAGCAUUUAUUCGCUUUUAUCGGUGCAUCUAUCAACAUCGGGAAUAUCUUGAGCGUGAAAACAUCGCUCUGGUUCAGCGCUGGAGUGUAAAAAAUUAUUCCGACUACCCGUACCGCAGUUAUGGACAGCCACUGCUUGCAUAUCUAGCACUGUUUGGAUGUAUAUUUGUUUUGUUGGUGGCUAAUGGAGCUGCAUUGUGGAACGGCUUCCACCUUUUACCUUUCCUUGCCUCAUACCUAACUGUCAUUGUCUUCAUUGGCAUUUGGAUUCUGUUGAAGAUUUUUCGGUCGGCUCCGUGGUCUUUCGUCGAUCUUUCACAACCUAAAAGAGUUGCCGAGAUAUUCAGACAUCUGCAUGAUAUCCGCUUGGGUGUGACGGAUUCUACAGAGGAUAUUUCGGAAGGUUAG
Penicillium canescens is the source of this 1890-nucleotide messenger RNA. RefSeq lists its product as uncharacterized. The record is from RefSeq and is a predicted model, not a curated record. Lineage: Eukaryota; Fungi; Ascomycota; Eurotiomycetes; Eurotiales; Aspergillaceae. Bases 1 to 1890 code for a protein of 629 amino acids. Gene Ontology annotation, biological process: transmembrane transport. Gene Ontology annotation, cellular component: membrane. The transcript has 11 exons.